AUGCAUUAAAUACAUGACUUGCAUCUUUUCGUAUUCCUGUUUGCCAGGACUCCAUUUUCUCUGAAUGGCUGCAAAUCAGAGAGAGUCCACGCUCGAUCACGUUCCCCUCUUCGCCAAGGAACUUCUCGCCGGCGGACUCGCCGGCGGCUUUGCUAAAACCGCCGUUGCUCCUCUUGAACGCGUCAAAAUUCUCUUCCAGACCCGAAGAGCCGAGUUUCAUAGCACGGGACUGUUCGGAUCAGUUUCAAGAAUUGCCAAAACCGAAGGUCUUUUAGGUUUCUACAGGGGUAAUGGAGCAAGUGUUGCGAGGAUUAUUCCUUAUGCAGCUCUUCAUUUUAUGUCCUAUGAGGAAUAUCGCAGAUGGAUUGUGCACAUUUUUCCUAAUGUUUGGAAAGGUCCUACCCUUGACCUUAUGGCAGGUUCACUCUCCGGAGGCACGGCUGUGAUUUUUACUUAUCCACUCGACUUAAUUCGGACUAAGUUAGCUUAUCAGGUUGUUAGUCCAACCAAGUUGAAUGUUGUUGGGAUUGUAAAUAAUGAACAAGUUUAUAGAGGGAUCCGUGAUUGUCUUUCGAAAACUUAUAAAGAUGGUGGCAUUAGAGGUCUCUAUAGGGGAGUAGCUCCAACACUCUUUGGAAUAUUUCCAUAUGCCGGUUUGAAAUUCUACUUCUAUGAGGAAAUGAAGCGCCAUGUCCCUGAGGAUUACAAGAAAGGCAUCAUGGCGAAACUCACAUGUGGAUCCGUGGCCGGUUUAUUGGGUCAGACUUUCACAUAUCCUCUUGAAGUUGUCAGGAGGCAAAUGCAGGUUCAAAAACACACGGCAUCCGAUGAAGCUGAAUUGAAGGGGACUUUGCGAUCUAUGAUUUUCAUUGCUCAAAAGCAAGGCUGGAAGACGCUGUUUUCAGGGCUGAGUAUCAAUUACAUAAAGGUUGUUCCAUCUGCGGCGAUUGGGUUCACAGUUUAUGAUACUAUGAAAUUGUGGCUGAGAGUACCAUCAAGAGAUGGAUCAAACUAACAAAUGAAUCAGCCAACCAUCCUCGUAGUAGGAAUAACCUGUCCUAACUCUUCACAGGCUUCAAACUGGCUUUUUCUCAUUCAAUUCACAUUGUUGUUCACAUAUUAUUUUAGCUGCACAUUGCCACAUAUUAUUUUAGCUGCACAUUGCAGUCUUUCGAAUUGUACAUAGAUAGAGGUUAUGAUGCACACUCAUUAAGAUCUUCUUGAUUUUAAUAGAGUAGGAAAUGAUUUUUAUGUUGUUUAGGAAAGAAUGGUUAUGUAUGAACAAUUAAAGAAUAAAUUGCACUUUUUGAAUGUGCAAGUAGAGAGAAUGAUUUAGAAAUGUUGACAGUCACAUCCUUUCAGAGAA
Messenger RNA from Lathyrus oleraceus (garden pea), 1366 nucleotides. Its product is annotated as mitochondrial carrier protein CoAc2. Lineage: Eukaryota; Viridiplantae; Streptophyta; Magnoliopsida; Fabales; Fabaceae. The transcript has 7 exons. Bases 65 to 1015 code for a protein of 316 amino acids. Gene Ontology annotation, biological process: transmembrane transport. The record is from RefSeq and is a predicted model, not a curated record.